This is a messenger RNA of Hemiscyllium ocellatum (epaulette shark), 10169 nucleotides long. RefSeq lists its product as uncharacterized. Gene Ontology annotation, molecular function: structural constituent of eye lens. The coding region runs from base 74 to 9865 and encodes 3263 amino acids. The record is from RefSeq and is a predicted model, not a curated record. The transcript is spliced from 22 exons. Lineage: Eukaryota; Metazoa; Chordata; Chondrichthyes; Orectolobiformes; Hemiscylliidae. Gene Ontology annotation, biological process: lens development in camera-type eye; visual perception.
UUGCCCAGCCUCGGUGUAAUAUCCAAGUUCACUGGCCGAGAUUUCAGCCGCUCCCUUCGUCUUUUAGGGAGAAAUGAGCGCGUUUAAACUAUCCAAUAUCUGGCAGGAGGACAUCGCAAUUAACUUGUCUAAACUAUUUUCUUCGAACAAGUCUGUGGAGGAUAACCCAACGAAAACUACUUCCGAAACAGUAAGUCUUAAGGACAAGCAAACUGCAGUGACCCCAAAAGAUGGAAAAAUAAAUGAACAGGCUUUCUCUGGGUCUGCAAAUAAGUUGGUUACAGACCUGGCAAAGGUUUUUCAGGGUUCUGUGGACAAAGAGAAGUCUUCAGCUCAGGAGGAACCAAAAGAUAGUGAAGCCAUUGGAUUAUUUCCAACCAUUGGUUUGAACCAACCUGAGGAAGGGCUUCGACAGAAAUUGGGAAGUUUUUUUAGUCGUACCUCAAAAUCCAAACCAAAACAAUCAUUAACUCCACCUCAAAGUGAAAGUGUCAGCAGCCUAGAUUUGAACACUGAAUAUCGGAAUGGAACUCCAGUCCCAAAGCGGAAUGAUGCUGCAGAAAAGGAGCCUCUUAGUAAGCAGAUGACAGCAGGCCUUGACAGCAAUGCUGGGGAGAAUGGCAACAGAACAUUGAUGGUAACCUGUCUUGAGACUCCUUCCACAGAGCAGAUAUCUGACCAAUCAGGAUUAAUUGAGCAGAAUAAAUUUGAGGUUGUAAAUCGUAAAGAAAUCAAAAUUAAUUCAACCACUUCAGCACAAUACACGGGAAGUGGCCAGUCAGAAGAAAAACGUAACGGUUCUGCUCAAACCACAGAUCCUACAGCCGCUCAGAAAUUAAGACAGUUCAGCAGUAGUAUUUCGUUACAGAAGGAUGAUAAUUCAUCUGCUUAUCAGAGGAGCUUAACCAAGCCACAAACAGCAGUUGACAAAUGCAAAGAAAUUAAUAGCCAAGUUUUGGAAGAUGGAGUCAAUGGAAGAGAUAAUGUUGAGAAUGAGAACAAAAUAUCAGUUCCUCGGACUAUCACCUAUUCAACUUACUGUGGGGCAAGGAGGAUCAGAAGAAGGAGAACACAGAGGAAACCAUUCCAACCAUUAAAGCCCACAAUCUCUGAAGUAGAUGAAAGAAAUCUGACUUCAUUGGAUGAUCAAAAGGAAGAAGAAACUAAGCAAUCUGUCCUUUUGCCAGCUCCAGAAAUGACUGAGAUUCAGACACCAUUAGAAGAAAAAAUACCCUUAAUUGUGGCAAAUGAAUCUAUAGCAAUGAAUCAAUCAAAUCAUGACAAAGGAAAUGAUGAAUUACAGCCCAGAAUCAGCACAGAAAAAAAUUCUUCAAACAAACCUGAGUUGGCCAAAGAUGAAAAAUUAGAAAAUGAAGCACCAAUGCAGCAAAGCUCUUUUAGUGAAGUCAUCAGGGACAUGGAAUUAACUGAUCUACAUCAAGAGAUAACGAAAAUAAUAACUGACUACAACACAGUGACAAUAGGUACAAUAGAUAACAUCAAGAAACAAGCAAUACAAUCUGAUACACCUGUAUCAAACACAACCAGUAGACAAAAGAUGACUAGUGUCAAUCCUAAUGACAUAUCUGCACCCAGUGUAUCUGUGGCUCCUGAAGACUUAUAUUCAAAAGGAAGUGGUGUACCCAAGAUGGACACAAAAUAUUUAGCUCAGAAGAAUAGCCUGAUUGUAGAUCACAAUGAUCUGAGUCACAAGAAUGAAGACUUUAUUGACACAGAAACAGCUACUCAAACUGAUAGUUCACCCAAAACAACUGUCAUUGUGAACCCCCAGCAAAAGGUAUACAUUCCAUCUGUUUCAAGGAGCAUCAAUACAAAAGAAAAUAAAUCCAGUGUACCAUGGGCACUAGGUUUUAAUGUAGAUGAAGUUGGAGCGUCAGCAACUCAAAAUUUCAAACUUGUCAAUUUGAAUACUCUUACGUCCUUGGAAAACCAAAAAGCUGAUAACACAGAUACACAAGGAAAAAAUAUUGCAUCUAAUUCAGCAGAAGAUGUGGCUCUGGGUCUUCCUCUAUCUGUUGUGUUUAACCAAGAUGACAUAGAAGAACAGAAAACAGGACCUGUGAGCAAAGGUGAAAAGCAAGCCCAAAUGGUGGACAUUUCAGACAAUGUUACAGCUGAUCCAACAAUAGUUGUCUCUUUAACAGAACCUGUGAAAACAAUCCACUUGAGCAAGAAUGUGGAUACACAAAAAGUAAUACGUAAUGAUCAAAACGAUGUUCAAUUGGAAAUUGCUAGUGGGACUCAAAUAAUUGAACACACAGUAUCAGAAACUGUCACAAUGUUUGAUGAUAAAAGAAGCAUUCCUGAUGUCUGUACCAAUGACAUGCCUGAAGAGCAAAAAAGCAAGGAUAACAUUACAAGAUUAUCCACUGGGAGCCUGACAAUAGAAACUGGGUAUGAAAUCGAGAAAUCACCAAAGAAGUAUAAUCAUGCUAUGCAAAGAAGUGCAGCAAUUGCUUUAACACAUGUAAAUGAGGAAACACCAUCAGAGGUACCAAAUAGACAAAUUAAUCAGAAUUCAACCGUGUUGACAACUAUUGAAAUGAUUAAUGAAGCAAGGACUGAAGAUAUAGCUACAAGUACAAAUGAAUCAACAGCUAUAAAUGAGAAUGAUGAAGUUUCCAAGAUUGAUACUAAAAUUGCUCCAGUGACAGCCCCAAUUAUAAUACAAUCAAAUGGGAUUAGCAAUUCUGAAGCUACCAUGACCACUGAACACCAAGAGAUUGCAGAUUCCAGCUAUCCACAGACUGAGAAAUCAUUGCACAUUCAAAAACCAGACCAAAUGUACAAAACCCCUUCUGUAAAUGAGCAUGAUCACACUUCCGAAGUUUUACAGGGUACUCAAGUCCCUUCGCUUGAGCCAAAGCUUCCUAGCACAACCAGGCCAUCUUUACUGAGUGAAAGUAUAUUCUACAGAUUCUAUCAAGAAUCAAUGGAGUUAUUAGAUUCAGAUAUUAAUACCACUUCAACUUCAAAUAAUGAAACAGUAACUAUGCCAGUUGUUAAAGAAAAUCAAUUGAUUGAAGAAAUCCAUGACAACACAGAAGAAUCUAAUUUUGUGACAAUGCAGCAAGAUGCCAAUGAAUCAUCCAUUGAAACAAGCAGAAAGUGUAGCCCGUCAGAAAAUAGUCUGUGGUACAGAUGUUUUCAACAAAGUUCUGGCUUGUUGAACACAGAGAGUAAUAUACAGCCGAAUAUAAUCAGUGAAACAAAUUUCGAAAAUGCACGGAACAAUGAAAUGGUACAAUUGACAAAACCAAGUACUCGCAUAGCAAAUUUUGCUGAGGAAGUAAUCCAAGGCACCUUAGAGGGAGAUGUACUGAGUAAUUCUAGGAUGACCAGUUGUCACGAAAAAGAUGAGGAAAUGGCAAAGAAAAUUGCAAUCCAUGAUAAGGAGAACUCAAAUUCAACAAAUUCAGAUAAACCAGAAGACAAAGAAAUUAUUUUAAAAAUUAAAGAAAAUAGAGAAGGAAAUAUCAGUUUGCAAUCAGGAGCAGAACAAAUGAAAGCAAUGUGUACAAUUGAUGCAUCCCAGGCACUUCCAGCUGAAAGAAUACCAUCUGCAGGUAGUGGUGACAGUUUGGAAGAAAAGACAAAAGAAGUAAAAGAGAAAUUAGUAUCUUCAGCUGUAGAAAUGAUACCACACACCCAGCUAGCUAACAUAACAAACAAAAUGGGUAUUAUUAAUAGAAAAAUGGCUCCAGAUUUCAUACAAAAUACUGGGAUAAUGAAUAGUAUGAAAGAUAUUUCCUUAAAUGAAUGCACGAAUGAAUUAACAAUGAACAAAAUGAUUGAAGAUGAACCCAAAGAAUUAAAGAAAAUUCUACAACUUAAGGAUGAGAGACGAAAGGUGGUAGACUCAGAUCUAUCAGAGGAAUCUGAAAAUAGUUCUGUACCGAUCCCAGGAGAAGAGAGUAAAGACUCAUUUCUGUUCACACAUGAAAAUAUUUCUGAAUAUGUUCCUUUAAUCCACAGAGCUGAUGAGAAAAAUGCUUCAAUAAUGGUGGAACCACAUGAGAAAAGUAUCAGUACAGCAUCUUUAUUGCCAACUGACACUGACCUUACACUGGUACGUUCUGUUAAAGAUAAUAUAAACCAGGUAGCAGGAACAGGCCACUUAAAUCCUACCCCAACAGGAUAUGAAACUGGCAUCACAGAAUCCACAGUUAAAACAAUUGAAAUCAACAUAAACGAUUGUCAAGUAAAAGAACCAGAGCCUGCAAAGGAAACAGGGCAGGGAACUGAGCUCAGAAACAUAGUGGAUGCUACAAAAGAUUCCCUGUCAAAAGCACAUUUGGAAAUAAUUACAACAGACAAUGGAAGCUCUGAACCCAUGUCCCAGGAACCUUCUAGAGCUGCCGCAGAGCAGUGCAAUGUUCCUGAUCGAAUACAGAGUGCUGGUAUACUAAAAACUGGAUCUGCCACUUCAAGCCAAUCAAAUGUUUCCCAGGAAAGUUCAACAUUUGAUUUUAAGGAAAUUGUAACAAAUCCAGAAGCAACUAAUUUUCAGCCAGGUUCUGUCCCUUCUAAAUUAAGCCAGUCCAGUUUCUCAGCUGGCCAAGUAGACUCCAUGAAUCAAAACACAACAUUGAAAGAAGAUGGAAGUGACAUACUUGCCGAAAUGAAGAGUAGCUUCAAAAGCUCGGUAUCUGAUUCAAUUAAGCCACUGAAUGGAACGCCGAAAAGAAAAAUACAGAAAAUUCAGAUUUCGCCUGAGGAGACAUUUAAAAACAUUCAGGUACCUGAUGCUGUACAACUGCCGCCAUUAGACUCAGGAGCAGCUUGCAAAAGUGACAUGGCCGUACCAACAGAAACAAAACCUGUUGUAGAUUCAGAGUCUUUCACAGAGCCAUUAACCCCAUAUACCCAACCUGGUAGCAUUGCAAGCAAAGAGAAUAUCAUUACUGCAGAAACAGGACAAAAUUUCACAGACAAUACAAGGCUAAUGGAUAAGGCUAAAGGUAUUGACUUAAAUGAGAGCACAAUUAAUUUCGCAAUGAACAAUUCAAUUCACCAAGAGACUGAGAAAUUAAAGAAGUCACUACAUGUUAAGGAUGAGAAACUAGAUGUGGUCGUGAACUCAGAGGUAUCAGAGGAAUCUGAAGGUGACUCUGUACAGAUCUCCAGAGGAGGAAAUAAAGACUCACCUCUGUUCACACAUGAAAAUAUUCCUGAAUAUGUUCCUUCAAUCCACAGAUCUGAUGAGAAAAACACUUCAAUAAUGGUGGAACCACAUGAGAAAAGUAUCAGUAAAGCAUCUUUAUUGCCAACCGACAUUGACCUUACACUGGUACGUUCUGUUAAAGAUAAUAUAACCCAGGUAACAGAAAUGGGCCACUUAAAUCUUACACCAACAGGAUAUGAAACUGGCACUACAGAAUCCACAGUUAAAACAAUUGAAAUCAAUGUAAACAAUUGUCAAGUAAAAGAACCAGAUCCUGCAAAGGAAACAGGGCAGGGAACUGAAAUCAGAAACACACUAGAUGCUGCAAAAGGUUCCUUCUCAGAAACACAUUUGGAAAUAAUUAGAACAAACAAUGAAAACUUUGAACACAUGACCCAGGAAUCUUCUGGAACAACCACAGAGCCGUGUAAUAUUCCUGAUCAAAUACACAGUGCUGGUAAAUUAAAAACUGAAUCUGCCACUUCAAGCCAAUCAAAUGUUUCCCAGGAGUGUUCAAUGUCUGAUUUUGAGGAAUGUGUAACAAAUCCAGAAGCAACAAAUUUUCAGCCAGAUUCUGUCCCUUCUAAAGUAAACCAGUACAGUUUCUCAGCUGGCCAAGUAGACUCCAUGAAUCAAAACACAACAUUGAAAGAAGAUGGAAGUGACAUACUUUCUAAAAUGCAGAGUAGCUCCAAAAACUCGGUAUCUGAUUCAACUAAGCUACUGAAUGGAACGCCGAAAAGAACAAUACAGAAAAUUCAGAUUUCGCCUGAGGAGACAUUUAAAAACAUUCAGGUACCUGAUGCUGUACAACUGCCACCAUCAGACUCAGGAGCAGCUUGCAAAAGUGACAUGACCGUACCAACAGAAACAAAACCUGUUGUAGAUUCAGAGUCUUUCACAGAGCCAGUAACCCCAUAUACCCAACCUGGUAGCAUUGCAAGCAAAGAGAAUAUCAUUACUGCAGAAACAGGACAAGAUUUCACAGACAAUACAAGGCUAAUGGAUAAGGCUACAGGUAUUGACUUAAAUGAGAGCACAAUUAAUUUCACAAUGAACAAUUCAAUUCACCAAGAGACUGAGAAAUUAAAGAAGACACUACAUGUUAAGGAUGAGAAACUAAACUUGGUCGUGAACUCAGAGGUAUCAGUGGGAUCUGAAGGCAACGAUGCGCAGAUCCCUGGAGGAGAAAAUAAAGACUCACCUGUGUUCACACAUGAAAAUAUUUCUGAAUAUGUUCCUUCAAUCCACAGACCUGAUGAGAAAAACGCUUCAAUAAUGGUGGAACCACAUGGGAAAAGUAUCAGUACAGCAUCUUUAUUGCCAACCGACACUGACCUUACACUGGUGCGUUCUGUUAAAGAUAGUAUAACCCAGGGAGCAGAAAUAGGCCACUUAAAUCUUACCCCAACAGGAUAUAAACCUGGCAUCACAGAAUCCACAGUUAAAACAAUUGAAAUCAAUGUAAACAAUUGUCAAGUAAAAGAACCAGAUCCUGCAAAGGAAACAGGGCAGGGAACUGAAAUCAGAAAUACAGUGGAUGCUGCAAAAGAUUUCUUGUCAAUAACACCUUUGGAAGUAAUGAGAACAGACAAUGAAAACUUUGAACCCAUGGCCCAGGAAUCUUCUGCAGGAAAGAUAGAUCAGUGUGAUAUUGCUGAUCCACUACAGAGCGUUGCUGCUGUAUUUAAAGCCAAAUCUGUCACCAAAAGUGUAUCAAAUGGUGUUCAAGAACAUUUAAUGUCUGACUAUGAGAAAAGUAAAUCUGGUCAGUUAGCUAAUCCCAGUUAUUUCAUUAAUGCAAGUUUGAAAACUGUGAAGGAGGAUGAUACAAGAAUUUCUGGUCUACAGACCACUGUGGAUGAUUUGUUUGCAGACAUACGAAAUAGUCAAGUGACAAAAGGCAUAGAAUUAAUUGACUAUCAUCUUAAUAAUGAGAAAGAAAUGGACCCUGAAUUUUUAGAACAGGAAGCAUUGAUCCUAGACCAGUCAUUGGGCUGCAGCUUUAGGAGUCAGAAAUAUUUUCCUUUUGGUUUACCACCAAUAUAUGAAGAGGAAGAGUUAGAAAAUGAAGCAACAAUGGAUGUGUACAGUAUCGCCCAUUCACCAACUUCAAUAACGCAGCACAGUUCUAACCACCCAGUUACAUCUGUAGCUGAACCUACAGCAGUGUCUGUGCCCUUUGUGCAAACACAAGUAAUAGUUGAGGACGCUGAGGAAGAAGAACACAAUCCAACCAGUCCUGUUCCUGCAGUAGACGUGAGCACAAACCUCUCCAAUGACAACUUGAACAAACCUACUGCAAUUUCUCAGGAGAUAAGUGGAAAACAAAACCUUUCUUCACAGUUACAAACAGAUACAUGUGAAGUUGAUUCAAAAAUAUUCCACAAUCCUGGGUCUUCUGCAGGAGAUAGUGUAUUCUACAGAUAUUUUCAGUCAUCUAAGAAUCAUUUGCCAAACACUAAAGAAGCAGCACUACCAAGUACUUCUAAAAUAUUGACUGAUUUGCAACAUAAAUCAAUUGAAGACUCCAAACUGUUGAAAUGUUCAUCAGAUUCAAAGGGUCUUGUUGGAAACAAAAGUUUGAAAAUCAACCCAAGACCAGGGAAGGUGGUUAUUUAUGAUCAAUUAAACUUUCAUGGAAAUAAGCAUGAAAUCUUCACUGAUGUGCCUGAUGCAACAAGCUGGAUUUUUUCUGAAGGAAUCUCAUUAAAAGUUGUCCGAGGAUGUUGGAUAUUGUAUGAAAAACCUGAAUUUCAAGGCCAAACAUAUGUACUGGAAGAGGGACACAGAGAGUUAGAUGUACUCUGGGUUGACAAGAACUUGCAGAUGAAACCCACAACCAUAAAAAAUGUGAUUGGCUCCAUUAAAAGGAUUGUAAAGAAUCACUGCAUUCCAGAGAUUGCAAUCUUCCAAGAACCUCAGCAGAAUGAGAUUAAAAUGUACCUGCACAGUGAAGUCACCUGUUUAGAGGAAUUUGGAAUACCAUCCACGGUAUCUUCUAUUAUUGUCAAUUCAGGAAUUUGGCUUGCUUAUGAUAAGGCAAAUUUUGGUGGUCACUGUACUCUGCUAGAAGCUGGUAAUAGUUCAGCUCCACCAUUGACUGAACUAACCUUGAACAAUAUCAAGUCAUUACGGCCUCUGGAAAUGGGUGGACUGAAAGUGGAAAGGCCUAUGGCUCCUAAGGUUAUAAUAUUCGAAAAAACAUUCUUUAAUGGACACUCCAAGGAAAUUUGCAAAGAUACAUCAAAUUUGAAAAGUCUUUGGGAGGAUGUUCCUGACCUAAACAUGAAUGACAUUAAUGGAGUAGGUUCAGUAAGAGUACUUGGUGGAGUCUGGGUUUGUUAUGAAAAGGAAUGUUACAGUGGUCACCAGUACCUAUUGGAGGAAGGAGAGUAUGAGGAUUGGCAGGCAUGGGGUGGAUUUGACAGUACAGUACAAUCCAUGCGAUACAUUCAGGCAGAUUAUAUGAAGCCAGAAAUCACAUUAUUUGUGGAAGCAGAUUUAAAGGGUGACAAGACUGUUUUUGUUAAUCAUGACAUUCCAAACUUGAAAAUGGUUGGACAUGGAACUGUGACUCAAUCAAUUGAAGUGAAAAAUGGAGUAUGGGUGGUGUAUCAUGAAGAACAUUACUGUGGAAAGCAGUGCAUUCUAGAAAAGGGAGUGUAUAGAAACUACACUGACUGGGGAGGAAAUGACGGCUCAAUCAUGUCAAUACGCCCAAUACAACUGGAACUUGUUGGAGGGAACGAAGUGCAGUUUCAGCUCCAAGCAUUCAACAGAGUUGACUUUCAGGGAGAAAGUGUUGAAUUUGUAACAGAAAUACCCAGUUUACCAAGUUCACAACUAAAUUCAUUCAAAGUUCUUCGAGGAUGCUGGGUCUUGUAUGAUGGAAAAGAUUACAGUGGCCACCAGUAUGUGUUGGAGGAAGGACACUACCCAGACCUUGAUUCUUUGGGAUGUCUGUCAACCAACCUAAUUCAAUCUCUGAAGCCCAUCAGAUAUGAUUUUUCCAUGCCUUCUAUCAGCUUAUUUAGCCUUUAUUCAUUUGAAGGUCAAGAGCUGAUUCUUACAGAAGGCAUUAAUUGUUGGAAGGACAAAGGUUACUACCAAAUGCCAAAAUCAGUCAAAGUGAACAGUGGAAUAUGGAUAGCCUAUGAACAUGCCAACUUCAGAGGAAGACAGUUUCUCUUGGAAAGCACUGAAAUUACCAAUUGGAAUGAAUUCAGUGAAGGAAGGACAAUUGGUUCAAUUCGUCUGCUUGAACAGCCGAGAGUCUACUUCCAAAUCAAAAACAAAGCCACAGGAGAGUUUAUGACUGUUGUUGGAGAUGCUAAAGACCCAAAGGGAUCUAAAUUAUCUGUCUGUCCUUACAAUGGUAAAACUACACAGAUUUGGUUUUACUGUAAUGGGCUUAUUCGAUCCAAGGCUAACUAUACGUGCAUAGAUGCCAUUGGUAGUCAAGGAAAGGCUGGAACCAAAGUCAUUCUUUGGACAGAACAUAGCCGCACUCAUCAAAAAUGGAACAUUAAUAGAGAUGGAAUAAUUUCUUCUUUUCUAGAUUUUAAUCUGCGUCUAGAUAUUAAAGGUGGUGAUUCCUAUGAUAAGCACCACAUCAUCCUAAACUCACCAGAGGAACAACAAGAGACACAAUUCUGGGAUAUUGAAGUGAUGAGAUGAGAAAAACAAAAAGAAAGGAAAAAUCUGAAAUAUCAAUUCUGGGCCAACCAACGAAAACUGAUAACAAUCAAGUCUAGCAGUUAGUAAUUAGAAUUUUAGUCAAUGAGACACAUAUGAAGCUCUGUUAUUCACUAUGUUCUGACUUGCUAUGUCUAUCUAGUGGGAGGUUUCAUAAUUGUUCCCACAAGGCUAGUGUAAUUUAGAAAUUCAUUUCUUUGAAACACUUUAAAUAAAGCCAGUGUAACCAAAAUGCUGAAACAAAUGGAAUAAAAUUAAAAAUACUCAGCUCCAUCUAUUUGGCAAA